UCCUUUUUUUUUUUUUGUCUAUAUAACGGGGGAAUGCAGCCACCUAAACUCUCCCCUCACCCAGUCUCGGCAGUACUGAAAAUGCAAACCCAACCAGCUUCCAAGCUUCUCUGCUCUUUCCUUACAUUCUCCUCUCUCUUAUACCAUGGGUUGGGAGCUAAUUGUGCAGCCAAUUCUCCGACGGUGCAACAGACUCAGGUUGGGUUCGACGACCCUCCAAAAUUCAUGGUGGAAGUGCAGAACAAAUGCCCUAUGUGCCCAGUUAUCAAUAUCCAUCUGAACUGCGGAAACUUUACUCAACAUCUGGUCAAUCCCAGGCUACUCAAAGUGCUACGCUACGAUGACUGCGUCAUCAACGGUGGGUUGCCGUUGGCACCCUUGCAAAAAUUAUCCUUCAACUACUCUCAUCAAAAGUUUCUGAUGCACCCUACGACCUGGUAUUUCCAGUGCGAGUGACAGGCCUCUUUACUAAGUCAACAGUUGUUUUUGUAUUUUCCUCUUCUAUUUUAUCCACUUUGUCCGCAACAAAGACAGUUGCUUAGUAGCAAAGGGAAGAAUUAUCUCUUAACAAA
Messenger RNA from Alnus glutinosa, 572 nucleotides. RefSeq lists its product as uncharacterized. The record is from RefSeq and is a predicted model, not a curated record. Bases 34 to 456 code for a protein of 140 amino acids. The transcript is spliced from 2 exons. Gene Ontology annotation, biological process: cell fate determination. Lineage: Eukaryota; Viridiplantae; Streptophyta; Magnoliopsida; Fagales; Betulaceae.